CCGGUCUGUUUAAGCCGGUGCGGAAGUCGCUGCAGUCGCUGCUACAGUCGGUAGAAGGUCGGUCGGUUCUCCGGUGAAUUUUAACGCCACACUUUUUAAACCGAACCGGUUGGACCGGUUGUUGUUAGUCACUGAAACUCAGCUGGGUGUUUUAUCGUCUACCGCUGCCCGGCUUCGGACCACCGUGACAUUCGUGACUUUACUCGGCGGGUACAGUAACGUCCAGCACCGACACGUAGCGGCCGGUUUGUUUUUAAACGGCUCCGUCCUCCGCCCUGAUGUCCGGCUCCAAGUGCACACGGCUGAGCGGGGCUCUGGUGAAGCAGCUGCUGGAGUCCGUGGACAGCAUCCUGUUCGACUGUGAUGGGGUCAUCUGGCGGGGGGACCAGGCCAUCCCCGGAGCCCCGCAGGUCAUCAACCUGCUCAAGGAGAGCGGCAAGAAGGUGUUCUUCGUCACCAACAACAGCACCAAGACCAGGAAGAUGUACGCGGAGAAGAUGACCGCGCUGGGCUUCAACGUGACGGAGGAUGAGGUGUUCGGCACCGCGUACUGCUCCGCCAUGUACCUGAAGACGGUCUGCAAAGUGGACGGGAAGGUGUACCUGAUAGGAAGCAACGCCAUGAGGCAGGAGCUGGAGGCGGUGGGCAUCCAGCAGACCGGGGUGGGACCGGACCCCGUCACCGGGAAGCAGGCCGACUGGGCCAACGUGCCCCUGGACCCCGAGGUGAAGGCGGUGGUGGUGGGCUUCGACGAACACUUCAGCUACAUGAAGCUGAACCGAGCCCUGCAGUACCUGAUCCAGCAGGGCUGUCUGUUCGUGGGGACCAACAGGGACACCAGGCUGCCUCUGGAGGGAGGGAAGGCUGUGCCAGGUACAGGCUGCCUGCUGCAGUGUGUGGAGACGGCGGCCCAGUCUCAGGCCCAGACGGUGGGCAAACCCAACCACUUCAUGUUCGACUGCGUGGCCUCCCAGUUCGGCGUGGAGCGCAACCGCUGCCUGAUGGUCGGGGACCGCCUCGACACCGACAUCAUGCUGGGCUCCAACUGCGGCCUGAAGACCCUCCUCACCCUGACGGGGGUCAACACGGUGGCGGACGCCGAAGCCCACCAGAAGAGCGGCUGCGCGGAGAGGCAGGGGAUGGUGCCGGAUUAUUACGUGGAGAGCAUCGCGGACCUUCUUCCAGCUCUGCAGGGAUGAGACUGAGAAGUGUGGCUACAUGAUACAACAGAUAACCGCUUACACACCAGGGUCCACUAUCUGUUAAAAAGGAAUAUUUUUUUAUUUUAUAAAGAGUAAUAUGAUUAAAAUCAUCUCUAUAAGAGUCACAACGGAGCAGUCAGCUGCUGUGUGACGGAGGAAACAAAGAUUCUAGAGACACUAUUCAGAUUUUAUUUGUCUUUUACUAAAAUGGCUAUUUUUAAUAUGAUUUAAAUGAAUAAUAAUAACAGAAGAACAAUAAGCUUCAGUAUUGUUUUAUAUAAGUGUUAAAGAGGAAAAAAAACAGGUUAAGUGUAUGUUCCUUUUUCAGGGAGAGCUGUGCACUCUACAAGCCUUUAUUCUGUCUGUGAUGCAAUCUCCACUUAAGCAACUACAAGUCAAACUCAAAAAGGGAAAUGAGCACAUAACAAGUGUCAACAGUUUGGUAACACAUGUUCAGGUUUACAUCUGUUUCACAAUCUAUAAAUAACAGGCCAAAAGGCACUGAACUGGUCAAACUUGAGCUUUCUGUGUUCUGUAAUAUAUUCUAAAAACCUCAACAGAAUGCGCUGAUGCAUGCACUGGGAUUCAGGGGAUGGUGCAAUGGUGCCUGUCAUGUACUUUACUGUGUGUUUCUGCAAAUGCUAAUUAUUACUGAAACAGAAUGACAUUAAUGUAUUGACUUGGGAACAGUGUCUCUUCUGAAGCCACAAUAAAACAAACCAUUUUCACUGAGUCGA
This is a messenger RNA of Stegastes partitus (bicolor damselfish), 1939 nucleotides long. RefSeq names its product phosphoglycolate phosphatase (gene pgp). Gene Ontology annotation, cellular component: cytoplasm. The transcript is spliced from 2 exons. Lineage: Eukaryota; Metazoa; Chordata; Actinopteri; Pomacentridae. Bases 279 to 1199 code for a protein of 306 amino acids. The record is from RefSeq and is a predicted model, not a curated record. Gene Ontology annotation, molecular function: sn-glycerol 3-phosphatase activity.